GGACUGAACUUAAUCUUGUUUGUCCCAGAGUAUAUCAAGAUUAAAUCCAAUGCAGUUAACAGGUUUGCACCAAUGUAAAACUGAUAUGAGAUCAGUAUCAGAAUGUAUAUAUUUAAUCCUUCUUAAGGGUGACUGUGACUCCAGGGAUACAUGUUUCAGUAGAAACAGAGCAACCUAUUUGAAUAUCUACGGAACCAAGCCCUUAUUCCAAAUUGAACCUGACUGUUUUUGAUGCUCAUUGACUUCUCUCUUUGAUUUUAAAUUGGCGGAUGUGUCUGAUCUAUAUUUUGUGUGUUUCAUGUUCAGGUGCCGUUCCACUUCUUGAGUACAACUGCUUCCAGAAGUUGAAAUCUCAAACCCCUUUGGGAAAAGCUAGCCAUGGUAUUUCUGAUCAAAAGCAGUUGGUAUUAGAAAUCUUUCAGGGAAACCUUCUCUCAUAAUGUAAGCAACAAACUUGGUAUUAAAAUCUCACAUUUCAGCUCUCCCAACUUUUCAAGGCUCGUAGACCAUUAUUAGUCUUCAUUAGAAUGCAGUGGGAGCUACCGCAGCUAAGUGAUCAUUUGCAUCCUGUAUUGCAAGUCUCGUCUCCUCAUUUCUCUCUCUCGUUCUGAAAAUUUGUUUAUUUUUCAAAUAUCGCAGUCUGAUCAUGUAUCUGUCUCCCCCACCACUGCCCCUCAAAGACUACCUAUGAGUUUCUCCUUGGUCUAAUUUAAUAGGCAAUCUGCAUCUGUUCUUCCUGAGCUCCCUACCCCCCCACCAGCUGUUGACCUAUUCCUUAUUGCCAUUGCCUCCCUAAUAUUGAACACCCACAAGAUGGAACAGCACAAGCAUGUAGAGUAUGGGGGAGGGGGAAACAAUGGGCAGGAAAUUAAUUCAAGGAUUAAAAGUUCAAUAUCCAAAUACCAUUCCCUGAGCAAAGCAAUUUCUUUCUUAUCACCCCCCUCCCCAUUUCUAAAUAUUUACUAUGUAAGCAGUUAAUGGUCUAUAUAAAUACAUGACUGUGCAAGGUAUUCUAAUUGUAAAUUAAUAAACCACAAACCUUAUUUCUUCUCAAACCAGUGCUAAGAUAAUGGGCUGUGGUUUGAUCUUGAGGGCAUUUUUUUUUUUACAGGACAGGUAUAAAAAACUAAAUACGGUGAUUUUCCCACUAUAACCCUCUAUUCUAAUCAUAAUGGAACAAAUAAUGUUAUUUCAAUAGAACAUGCAUUCUCUUUCCAAGCAAUCUACUCUAUGCAUGUUGUAUUUUCAUUUUCCCCUCAGUAGAGAAGCAAUAAGUCAUCUGCAAAUAUUUAUCUAUAUGAAAUCCAGCAUAGGAUCUUAUGAAAAUAUUUGUUCUAUAAAGGAGAUAACAUAACUGAAAAUGAGAUUGCAGGAUAAUGGUUGGAUUAAAAAAUAAAAAAGACCAGAGAAAGAAAACAUCACCCCAUAAUUACUGGUCCUCUCUCCUCCCUUCUUAUUGGUGUCUCCCUCUCCUUGGAUUCCAGAGCUUGUUUUAUUUCUCAGCAGCUGGUCUACAGUGUGGGAGCUUCGACUCUCAGUGGGAAACCUGAAUGAAACUGCAGAAAGGGAAUAAAGAAAAGUUUAUUUCUGGCGUUUGCAGUAGAUGGACCUGCUUCUGAUUCUCUUAGACACAAAGGCGGCUUUACAAUAUUCCUGAAAAAGAAACGAGAAAAACAAGAGUGGAAAUAUGACUUGAAAUUUCCAACAGGUAAGAAAUCAGAGGAUUCAUAAGCAAACUGAAGAAGUCAAGUACUACACCAUAAGCCAGCUGAAGGAGAAAAACAUCACUGAAAUAUAUAUUUCCAAGUGUCGUUUUAUUCUGCAUUUCUGAUUAAGGAUGGUUGGAAAGCAUAAUGAAGAUUACAGGUUUGUAAUACCUGCAACUGUAAGUCUAAGAUUUCUUUUUUGUCAAAACUUUUAUUGAUCGCUUUGGGGAGGAGGGGGGAAUAUUUCAUUCCGGUAUAUCUAGAGAGUCCUUUGAAUGAGGUGCUCAUUUUCAUAUGCUUAUUUUAUGAUCAAACUAUGGCUUAUAACUUUCUUUGACUUCUCAAUGUUUCAGCUUCAGGAAUAACAGAACCAGAGUAAAUGGUUUCUCUUUUGUGAUGUUGUGAAACUGUCUGCUUAUGGUACAGAAUUUUUUUUAAAUGAGAGAACCAAGGGGCAUUGCAGAAUCACAGAUAUGACUUCUCAUUCUAAACACUUCAAAAAUUAAUCAAUCAGACUUUGUUUCAUUUCAAGGAAGUAGAGGAUGUUAACAUUUACAAUUGGUUGAAACAAUGUUGAUGCUCAUUACAACGGAGUUUAAUUCAUGCUGCCCAGCACAGUGAUGUCAUUUAUUCUUCAAAGGCAACAUAGCUGAGACUAUGUUUUCCAGAGGGGCGUAAUAAUUACCAUGUUAAGGGAAUGAUUAAAUUACCUUUUAUUAUACUAUAAUAUAUACUUUUCUGAACCCACAUUGCAGAGCAAUCCAGUAACAAUGUCCAAUUAUCAGAAAUGAAGCUUUUCCCUGGAACAGUGACAAAAAUACUUGGUGUGCGAAGAAUGAAUGAACUACAGCCCAACAGAUUAGAAGGUUGUUAAAGGGACAUUCCUUAAAGGUAACGUGCCAAACUAGUCGAGUCCACACUGCCUGCAGCAGGAGGACACUUGGCACUUGUUACUGAACUCUGCAACAGUGGCUAAGCAAUUCAGCACAGCAAAUAACGUGUAAAACAUCACAAAAUGGACACAGCUUCAUCUCGUACUUGGUCAUCAUAGCCUCCCCCCCCAGCAGAGAAAACGGGAUUUUUCUGGCAAGUUGCAUGGCUCCUAGCUAGAUCCUACUUCGCUACCUGGUUUUCUCCAGGAGGUAAGGGUUUGGAUGUGCAUGGGGCAGGCCAGCAGAGUGAUCAGAGCAAGUAGGAGAGGCCAGAUGAACAGAGAAUCUCCUCCCGGACAACAGCCUUUCUACAGAGCUGGACUCUGGAUCCAUGGACAUCCCUGCACUAGCAGGGACUCCCUGUCUUUUCAGCACAUGCAUCCUACUGUGUAGCACAAAUGCAGCAGGACAGUUAUUGCCUCUCAGACCAGCCGUAACUGAUGGUGGAGUCCAGGGAUAUGUUGCAUUUAACUGCUGUUCAUCCUCCAGCUGGCUACGUCACACCAGCUGCUUCAUGCCCCAGCUAUGUCGCCUGUUCACAAAUGGCCUGAGCUGCCAAGUACCAGCUCCUUCAGCGCCCACAGAAAUACCCGAGUUGCAGUGUUUUUCAGGCCCAGAACAAAUGAGAGGACUAGUUGAGGUGCAGGGUACUAUUGCCACCUGUUCUUUCCCCCGACUGUAUGGUACAUGCGAGGGACCAAGCAGGCUGUUUCAGCCUUUAGAUUGCACCGACAUGCCAGGAGUGGCUUUGCAAGUCCCUUUUCCACUCCCUCACAUAUCUAUCUGCACAAGAUCAAGUCUGUCUCCUUAGGCUGGAUGUAAGGCUGAGUGUUUGGAUCACAUUUGGAUCAACACGACCACAGAAAGGUAACAGGGAGAAAGCCAUUCCCCAUUCUAGCAUAACUGAGCCAGACCUUUCUUUUUAUUGUGCUCAGGGCAAUUUAUUCCUGCUUGCCAUCAGCUCUUUCACAGAUUCCUUAGACACAGUUUCUUGAUCUGGAAUGGCAGGGCGAAUUGCAAACAGCGGUGGCAGAAGGAAGCCACCCAAGGUGGAAUUUCAGGUGAGGAUUUUUUUUGACCAAGAUGAGUACAGAUCUGGGAGUCAUAAAAAUCUACAUACGGGUCCUCAGUUUAGUCAUGAACUUGUUGUGCAACCGUGUUCAAACCACUGAACAGAGCUGUGCCUCACUGACCUAGUAAUGGUAAAACCUUUUUCUGUAAAAUGUUUGACAGAGAUGCCUUGCAAGUACAAAGUGUUCAUCACAGUGAUGAAUUUUCUUUUAUUUGUGUAUUUUCUUAAAACUUACAUUGCUUCCUUUUCCUGGCUUCUUCACAGGGCAGUCACAGUGUAAUAUUUAUUUCUAGGGAUAAAGAAGAACCUGCUUCUAGUUUAUUUUCCUAUAACUCCACAGCCACAGGAUUAAGAAUUCAUCAAUACUGUAAGUACAUCUAUAAAUCUGUCCAAAUACAGCUUUGUGAAGAUCAAUAUAAAAUUGGACCCUAUUAAGGCCUUGGGAGGCUCCAAGCAAAUAUCUACUAAAUAAUUAAGGCAAACAAAAAACUCCCCAUCCUAAAAUUGUACCCAUGGUUUCAGAGUUCCUUGAUGAUGGAUAAAACAAUUCAGCAUCCCAGCGUGGGUUUGUCUAAUCGAACCGUUGUAAAUAGGAGCAACUCACAGUUCUCAGACUUCGAGUCAUGUCAGCUUUCUUUCCCUGUGGUCUUCUUGCUCAUCACGGCUUACACCGUAGUUACCAUAGUAGGGCUUUUUGGAAACCUUUGCCUGAUUAUUAUAAUAAAAAGACAGAAAGAAGCUCAAAAUGUUACAAAUAUUCUGAUUGCCAACCUCUCCUUAUCGGACGUCAUGAUAUGCAUCAUGUGCAUUCCCGUCACUGUCGCAUACGCUUUGAUGGACUACUGGAUUUUUGGCAAAGCCAUGUGUAAAAUAAGCUCGUUUGUACAAAGCAUGUCUAUCACAGUCUCUAUAUUCUCACUUGUGCUAAUUGCUGUUGAGAGAUACCAGCUAAUAGUAAAUCCCCGUGGCUGGAAGCCUAAUAUUUCACAUGCUUACUGGGGAAUUAUCUUAAUUUGGGGGUUUGCCCUCAUCAUAUCCAUUCCUUUUUUCAUAUUUCAUCAAUUGACUGAUGAACCCUUUAAAAAUCUCUCUCUCCAUGGUGAUUUCUACAAAAACAAAGUUGUUUGCAUUGAGACAUGGCCAUCCGUUACAGAGCGACUGAUUUUCACCACCAGUCUCCUGGUUUUCCAGUACUGCUUCCCACUGGGUUUUAUUUUUAUCUGUUAUCUCAAGAUAUCUGUAUGUCUCCGACGGAGACACGGUAAAGUGGAUAGGAUGAGGGAGAAUGAGAGCAGACUAAAUGAGAACAGAAGGAUUAACAUGAUGCUGAUUUCAAUUGUCGUGACCUUUGCUGCUUGCUGGUUGCCUCUGAAUAUAUUUAAUGUUGUUUUUGACUGGAAUUAUGAAGCCUUGAUGAACUGCCACCAUAAUCUAGUGUUUACAUUAUGCCACUUAGUAGCCAUGAUCUCAACCUGCAUCAACCCCAUCUUUUAUGGAUUUCUUAACAAGAAUUUCCAGAAGGAUUUAAUAGUGUUAAUUCACCACUGCAGAUGCUUGGCAUCUCAGGAGGCUUAUGAAAACAUUGCCCUUUCAAACCUGCAAACAGACAUCUCUAAGGGGUCCCUGAAAUCCAAUAAUAGGCCAGUGACUAUUUAAUAUAAUCCAGUCCAGAAGUUUCCAAAACUUUGUAUUUAUUGUGAAGUGACAUUCUUUAGAGGAACUAUGCAGGUCUCAAUCCUGUUCCUACCAAAGUCUUUGCCACCAAGUUCAGCGGGGCAGGAUCGUGCCCCAAAAGAUAGAUGUAUUUUGUACUUUAUCGGUGAUUAAUUCUAGCAAGCCACACCCAAGAAUGUCAAAGUCAAUGAGAGUGAAAUACCAACAGUAUUAGCAUAUCGGCUUUUCGCCUCUGAUUUCAAGGUGAGGGACGUGCUGCCAGAAUGCAGAAAUAGUUGGCCGUCUCAGCCCAUGAUAUACGCAACAGUCCCUACAUCAAACGGUUCCUCCUGUUCUGCCUACACAAUCCAAUUUUACCAUCACCCCCACAAUCCCAUCAGUCCUUUGGCUAACAUCCCUGGCCUUGCGUUUCUCAAUGAACCAUACUCAUCUUUGCCCAACAUCUCAUAGAGACUAUGCCAAAUGUGUGGUCAAUCCUUCCAGCAGGAGUUGAGACAGGCAGGAACUUUAAUUUAGAUGUAGAUGAUGAGGAAAGGAAAGGCUGGGGAAAAGCGAAAUCUCCAUGUUCUGGGCCUGAGCUCAUAGGUGUCGGGUGCAAACAGCAACUGGGUCUGCGCCUUCUCCUUACACCCUCGUGCUGGAGCAGUGGCAAGGAUCUGGGGCAAGCAGAAUGCAUGCCCCACGGAUGGGUAGGAGCACUUGUGAGAAAAGGAGAGAGGAGCCUCCCCUCCAGCUCUUCUUGCAACAAGGGCAAACGCUCUUGCUGCAUGAGAAUUGAGCCUGCAGAAGGCAGCUCAGGUCCUCCUCAAGCAGGUGCCAAGAGUUGGCUCUGCUCCUAGAGCCUCCCUUGGCACCUGCAGGUUGGCCUGAGAAAAAAAAAUUAUUUCCCCUAUAUCUACCCCUAUUGUGCCCAGCAGAGACGUGAGAGGUCAAAAUGUAUUCUGCGGGACACCCCCUUAACGUGCUCAUUUUAUAUAAGGAGCAUGGGGUGCCAUGCAUCUCUCCCCUUCAGGCGCAGGACAUGGUUAAUUUGCUGCCUAUUGAUUUAGAGUUUCCAAGCUUUCACCACAAGGAAAAAGGCUAGAGUCUGGUUUUUCUGUUGUUUAGGAAAGCAAGGAUAAGCCCAAAUUGUGCUCUUACAUGUCUUAUCCAGCUCAACAGUGUUUCAGAUAAAAAUGCAUAUGUUAUUCUGCAUAAUUGCACUGUUUUCUCCUCACUCGCCAGUACAAAUUGUAGGGUUCUUUGUUUUAAAUACCACCGGGCCCGAGAGCAUGCUCAUUGGAACAGCCAACAUCAAACACACUGUGAAUUCAGAAUUAGUCAUUUGUUUCAGCUACUUACACAGACGAAAACUGGCUUCUCUGAAGGGAAAAUGAGUUGCGUUCUUCAGGUUGCAGAGAUUUCCUCCUCCCAAUCCCUGUGUGUUACCAAGAUGUGAGGCGCAGAUGAUGAGGCGUAUUUUAGACAGGCUGGUUUUUGUUUCAGAGCGUGCAUCUAGUUGAAAAUGCCUAUAACAUGAAAAUAUAGUAGGGCCGUGCCUGGACAUCUAAAGAUAUAUUACCAAAUGCUAAUUUUCUUCGAAUUAAAAGAUACUGAAAACUGUGUUACAAUAUAAUACAUUUUCAAAAAUAUGAGAAGACUCAUUGAAAAUGUGCUCCAGCCUCCUCAUGGUACUGUCAGUGCAGACAAUUAGGAAUGGUGCUGAGACACAAGUCCAUUAGCUGCUCUUCAUAUUGCACUACUAUGAUAGCACUUUAUCCCCCAUUGGCUAGUUAGAACAGGUGUCUGCAUUUCAACAAUUAUAUCAUAUCUAUAUAUAUAUCUAUAGAUAUAUGUAUAGAUAUAUAGAUAUAGAUAUUGAGAUAUAUAGAUAUAAAUAUGUGUGUGUAUGUGUGUGUGUGUGCAGGUGACUUUUCUCACCCCACAAAUCCUUCAACAGCAACUAACAAUAAUGUCACAAACAGAGCAUAAUUGCUACGUAGAAGCUAUACGUGGAAGUCUUUUUUUUCUAAUUGAGAAGUAAUGUUUUCAGACUUAACUUUAUGCUGUCUUGUUUAUUUAUGCCUGCUAAGCCCUAGGCAGAUCUGUUGUCCCUUCAGAGAUCAGUUAGCCCAAAGAUAGUCAAGCCAUAGCUUGCGGCAUAGAUAACCACUGUGGGGUACGCAUCUGGUAGGUGAUAGAGAAGGGAACAGCAACAGAUAAGGCAGGGAAGGGGAUUGGAGAGCAUUUGAAGUGGGUACAGGGCUUACCCUAUGUUACUCCUGCCAAAAAGGCUGGCCUCGACUGAAUUUUAGUCAAUCCCCUUACCGACAAUGCAGGAUCAAUUAUACCUGAACCAUCUUCAAGAUGAACAUCUAACCUGUUUUUAAAAGCCUCCAAAAAUGGAGACUCCACAGUUUUCCUAGGCAAUUUGUUGUAGCACUUAGCUAUGCUUAGAAGUUAAAAGAAAAUGUCUAAUAUUCAACCUAAAUCUCUCAUGUUGCAAUUUAAGUAUGUUGCUUCUUGCCCUAUUCCCUGUGGGUAUGGAAAACAAUUGUAGAAUCACUGAAAAUGGGAGUUGGAAGGGACCUCAGGAGGUCACAUCCAGUCCAACCCCUUAAUCAAAGCAGGACCAGCCCCAGCUACAUCAUCGCAGACAAGGCUUUGUCUAGCUGGGUCUUAAAAACCUCCAAGGAUGGAGAUGCCACCACCUCUCUGGGUAACCUGUUCUAGUGCUUCACCACCCUCCUAGUGAGAAGGUUUUUCCUACUAUCUAACCUAAACUUCCCUUGCUGCAACUGGAGCCCAUUGCUCCUUGUUCUGCCAUCUGCCCCCACUGAGAAUGGUCCAGCUCCAUCCUCUUUGGACCCCCCUGCAGGGAGUUGAAGGUUGCUAUUCAAUCCUCUCUUGGUCUUCUCUUCUCCAGACUAAAUAAGCCCAGUUCCCUCAGCCUGUCCUCACAAGUUAUGUUCCCCAACCGCCUAACCACUUUUGUUGCCCUCCUCUGGACUCUCUCCAAUUUGUCCACAUCUUUUAUAUAGUGGGGGGGCCCAAAACUGGACACAGGACUCCAGAGGUAGCCCUACCACUGCCAAACAGAGGCAAAUAAUCACUUCCCUCCAUCUGCUGGCAACGCUCCCACUAAUGCAGCCCAGGAUGCCAUCAGCCUUCUUCACACCGUUGGCUCAUAUUCAGCUUAGCAUCCACUGUAACCCCCAUGUCCUUUGCUGCAGAGCUGCUGCUUAGCCAGUCAGUCCCGGCUUGUACUAGUGCAUGGGGCUGUUCUGUCCUAAGUGGAGGACUUUGAACUUGUCCUUGUUGAACCUCAUGAGAUUUCCUUUGGUCCAAUUCUCCAAUUUUCAAGGUCUCUCUGAAUCCUCGCCCUACUCUCCAGUGUAUCUAGUACUCCCCCUAGUUUGGUGUUAUCCACAAACUUGGUGAGGAUGCACUCUAUCCCAGCUUCCAGGUUGUUGAUGAAAUAUAGCAGUUGCUGUUUAAGGAGAGCUGAGAGGUGGGACCUGAACCCACAAUCCCUGGAUCAAGGGACCAGUGCCUUGUCCAUUAGGCACAAACUAUUCAUUAAACUUCCUCUUUGCAGCAUCCUUUUAUAUAUUUGAAGACCGUUACCAUCUCUUUCUUUUGGCUCCUUUCCACUCCAUGCCCUCCCCCCAGACCAAAAAAAUCUAAACCUUUUCUCAUGCCUCAUGUUUUCUUUACCUCUGAUCAUUUUUAUUGCUCUCCUGGGGGCGCUCUCCAACUGGCUUGCAUCUUUGUUGAAGUGAAUGUAGUUCCCCAGUUGAGGUCUUACCAAGUGCCGAGUAGACCAGAAGGAUUACUCCAAAUGGCUGACGUAUAAAAAUGCUUGCUUAUAUGUCCCAGGAUGAGAUCUGUACUUUUCUCAGCUUUAUGACACUGUUGAGCCUCAGUUGAUUCACUAACUCCAGCUGCUUUUUUUCAGAACUGCUGCCUAGCUAGUCAUUCCCCAUCCUGUGUUUGUGCAGCUGCUCUUCCUACUCAAGUGCAGGACUUUGCACUUGUCCUUAUUAGAAUGGCAUCCAAUUUAUUUCAUUUAUCUUUCCAAUUUCUCAGGAUUAUUUUGAAUGUUAAUCCUGUUCUCCAAAGUGCUCAACUGGGAUAUAUUGCAGGCAUCAUCUGAAAGUUUAAUAAGUAUACUGUCUAGUCAAUUAUCCAAGUUGCUAAUAAAAAGCAUUGAUUAGUACCAGACCUACGACAGAUUCCCUGCACAACCCUAUUUGAUGCAUCCUUCCAGUUUGGCAGGAAACCACUGACAGCUAUGAUAUAAGGAUUGCUUUCCAACUGGUUAUACAACUGCCUCAGUAGUUUGAUAUUCCCUUAGACUGCUUAUGAGAAAGUCAUGAGACAGAGUCAAGUAGCUUACCAAUGUCAAGAUAUUUUGCAACUACUGCUUCUUUCCUAACCUUUUUGGUUUUUUUAAUUCUGUCUUAGAAGGACAAUAGGUUGAUUCGACAUGAUUUGUUUUUGUCAGACCCAUGUUGGCUGUUUAUCACCUUGUUACCUUUCAAAUAUACAUAAACAGGUUAUUUGUUCCAGUAUUUUUCUGGGAAUUGAAAUAAAACUAACCAGUCCCGUAUUCCCUCGGUCCUCCUGUUUCUACAUUUCAAAAGACAGGCACUUUGUUUGCCCUUUUCCAGUCUUCUGGCACCUCGUCUGCCCUCCGUGUGCUCUCAAAAACGAUCGCUAGUGGCUUCGAGAUUGCUUCAGCCAGAUCCCCAAGUAUUCUGGAGUAAAUUUCACCAGGCCCAGCUAAUUUGAAAAUGACUAAUUUAUCCAAGUAUGUUCUGUUCUCUCCCUCUUUCAGCCCAAGUUGUCCAAUGUCACCAACACUAAUCCCAAUUGGCUUCUUUUUUUUUUUUUUUUUUUUUGUGAAGCCCGAUACAAAAAGUAUUAAAUCAUUCAGCUUCAUCCAUUAUUAGUCUUCCCUCCCCAUUGAGCUUGAGACCAACUCUUCCCUUGGUCUUCCUCUUCCUGGUACCAUACUUCUAAAACUGCAACUGUUUGUUCCACUUCCUGUUCCUUGCUAGUUGCAUCUCAUUUUGUGCCUCAGCCUUUCGACAUUUAUCCCCAUGUAUUUGACUCCUUCUGAACAGUGUUAUUAACUUUUUUUAGUUACAGCAGUUACAGACGGGAGAUUGUAAAGGACAGGACAUUUUGGUGUUCGCUGUGCCCCAGGGUGUAAAUGCUUUGAUUUGCAACGCUAGAUACGUGCACUCCAAAGGAGUCUAAAAGCAUUUCAGUUCUCCGGAGACUUGCAAGUGGUGAGAGAGAGCUGUACACCAGGCUGUAGUAUAUCACAUAAAACAUCACAUACUCCUCAGAAAAGCUCAGUGAAUCCUAAAUAGGUUUCACAAACCCAACUAAGACCGCUGGGAGUUUUGCCUGAGCAAGAGGUAUAAGACUGGACCUGAUGAGGCUGAAUCCUAUCAAAUCUUUUACUACAACACCAGGCAUGUAACGAAAGGUUUCAUAACUUAGUUUUAGCAGCUCCCCAAAACCUUGAAUCUAAAUCACAAGGAACUAGUGUGUCAGGAUUGAACGACUGAUGCUUGAACCACAAAUACACAUUCUUUUGUCCAACAUCAGGGAAAAUUAACUAGCGGUCACAUAAUAACAAGGCUUCCUGGUAGAUCACGUACUAUGAAAAUUACCUUUACAUUUUAAAUUUCCUGGAGCAGGGAUUAGCAUUUAUCACACUUGUACGGUGCUUAGAGUAAUGGAACGACGACUUGGUUGAAUUUUCCUCGUGCUGGUGCAGCGUAAGUGUGAACUAAUUAUUCCUAAUCCUUCACACUCCAAAAGAGCCCUGUGAAGAGAAGCUAGAGCAUUUGUAACAGUUUGCAAGGGGCUGUUUAAGUGUUUCCUGAUUCACUUUGAGCAGGAAGGGGAAGGUGCUACUGAUGUCAAUGAACACAGCUCUCUUAUGAGAAAGUAUUACUUACAUGAAUAAAGACUGCAGAAUUAGACAACCAGUAAUUAAGGACCUGGCUGAUAAAUUUGGACCGAGGAGCGAUGGUACAAUUAGGUAAUUUGCUAAUUGCAUUGAAGAAUUAGGUAUUAAAAAGUAGAAUGUCUCUUUUUUUUUCGGUUUUAAGUUCCUAAAUACGUACAUCUGUCUUGGUAGCACAGAGCUGAUAUAUUCUGAAGAAGAUAAAGACUUGUUAAGGACUAAGAGAGAGAUAUUUUAGUGCUCAAGUACUUUUAAAAAAAUCCACCUCUAAGGCCCUUUGCAUUUGAUAGGAGUCUUGCUAAUGAGACAGGCAAUUCUCCCAUUAAUUCCAAGGGCCCAAAUCCUUGGCUGGCUAAAUUGCUUCCCUUCACUGUCAUCCCCAUUUACAUCAGCCCAGCAGGAGCUGUAGCAGAGAUGGGACCAGUAUGCAAUAAGCCCUAUAGUCAUUAAUAAGACAGCUGAACUUAGCAUGAUUAAUCAGAGUAGAUGCUCUAUAGUCCCGGCAAGGAAAGGCUAGAAUUCGUUACAGGUGGAAAGCCAGGGUCAUUUCACAGACCAGUAAAACAGUUCUAUUACAUGCAUUCACUUACAAGCAGAUCUAACCCAGAAGCUUUACCUGCCUGGGAUUUCCAAGCCCUGUCUAUAAACCUCUCUUUAUACGGUGCUAACCGUUCUCAGUGAAAAACAGCUAAGCAUCAGCAGCAUUAUGAUCUGUCCUGUAGUCUUUUUUUUUUAAUAAAGCAUUCAAGAUCCUUGCUUUAAAAAAAAUCCCAUUCAACAGAUUCUUGCCCAAGAUGCAAUGAGCCAGAUUCCUUCCUCUGCUGAUUUCAUACUUCCCCGAUGGCGCUAUGGCCAGAACCGGGCCUCGUGAUGAGCAGAGCGUUUUCCCGAAGUGGGGAACUGGCUCCCACAGCCACUUCUCUCCCUACCCAGGCACAAAGAGCAAGUCAGGGGAGCGUGAAACAUCCCUGCACUUUAUUUAAAUUCUUAGCGGCCCAAUGAUCCAUUUAGGAUUGGAGCCACCUGAUACAAGUCAAGGCAGCCUUGAGGCUGAAUUAUAUCCAAUUGAUUCAAGUAGAUUGGUAAUAUAUCUGCUAUGGCAUUAAAUAGUUAAACAAGAGCACUUUGUUAGUGCUUUCUGUAUAUUCAUCUCAUUCUGAUGAAAGUUAAAUUAAGAAAUCAAUUUUUAAAAUCUUAUCACAGGCAUAAAAAUUCUCUUCAUUAUCCAGGUGGAAGCACUUUGAGCACUGAGAUUACUUCAGAACGCAGAGUUAAUAAUAAUUGUGCCUUGACUUCAUCAUGAUGUUUUAUUUCUUACACAUUCAUUUGGAUGAAGUGUUGACAAUCUGACUCAGUGCUGAACAGGUCUACCGGCUACCCAGCAUCAGCUUCUUAGGGGCACUUUAAAAGAUAUUAGGUCAAAGCACUACUCAUUAAGCAGGUUCAUUUUAGUGGGCUCCAAAAAGAUUCAUGCAUUCGUGCUAUUACCUGUACAUGAUAUGCACUAGCUUAUAUUUGGUCUGAACCAAUCUUAACUGAAGAUUUUAAUUCAUUGAUUUUCAUUUUUACUUCAUUGAUUUUAAUUGGAACUGGAUCAGAGGGCAUAUAAGGGUUAUUGCUUGGAAUACAUAAGCAACAUAGAUUUCUCUUCUGGGCAUAUUUAAAUGUUGUGAUUAUAAUUGUGGCAACAUACAGUAUACAGGCACUUCUCAAAUUAGUUUAUCACACACAAAUACUGACCAUAAGGUAUAUUUUCUCUGUACAAGAGGAGACUGCAAUCAUGUUGUAUUAUUAAGCUUUGUAAUCCACUGUCAUAGAGCACUUUCAAUUGCACAAUGAAAAACCCACAGUCUUGGAAACAGGUGGUUUAAAUGUAAGAAGCUCGAAGGGAUGUAUGCAAUCCAAAGCUGCUUCUAAAGCAGCACACAAGUAAUCUCAGCUGCAAAGUCCAAGCCUUUGUCAAAAAUGUGUUCACGUGCUACACUCAUGAAGAUACAUUCACUAUCUGGAUAGAUAGCCCUCUAAAUGGAUGUACUUAUGUAUGUAUUAGUCUCACAUGAUUCCUGCUCAGUUUGACUAUAAGUGUAUGUAACUUGACUUAGAUAUUUGGAAAAAAAAUAAUGUUCAUUGUGAGGAAUAGGAUUCCUAGAGUGUAUGUUCAGUUGGACGCUGUCUGUAAACAAAAAAAAAUGUGCAUGUGCAAACACUGUCAUUUCUGUUUUUCAUUUCAAUGGUUUCACUUCGCAUUGUGCUGUGACAAAUAAAUGUUAUACCUGUGUGAAACCACUGGGUUGCCCAACUGAUAAAUGUUAUUCCGUACAACUUUAGUAACGCAGCUCUGUAAAAGCAG
Molecule: messenger RNA, 13699 nt
Organism: Alligator mississippiensis (American alligator)
Lineage: Eukaryota; Metazoa; Chordata; Crocodylia; Alligatoridae
Product: neuropeptide Y receptor type 6
Exons: 2
Coding region: 4242-5366 (374 amino acids)
Biological process (GO): G protein-coupled receptor signaling pathway
Cellular component (GO): neuron projection; plasma membrane
Molecular function (GO): neuropeptide Y receptor activity; neuropeptide binding
Source: RefSeq, a predicted model, not a curated record